Paramuricea clavata is the source of this 806-nucleotide messenger RNA. NCBI's taxonomy places the organism in Eukaryota, Metazoa, Cnidaria, Anthozoa, Malacalcyonacea, Plexauridae. The record is from the annotation of a GenBank genome assembly.
GGAGACGCAGUGUUCUGGUAUAACCUUCGCAAAUCGGGGGCAGGGGAUUCGUCCACAAGACAUGCUGCUUGCCCUGUCAUCAUUGGAUCAAAAUGGGGUACGAUACACAAAUCUGACUGACGCUUGUUUUAACAAAAAAAUUAAAUUAAAAAUUGUUUUAACGCUUGUUUUAAUUUAAAAAGCCUGGUUUCCAUAUGGUCGUAAAAAUAGUUACGAUCUUUCUCAACGGCCAGUUUUCAUAGUUUAUAUAGGCCUUAGUUGUUCUAUUGUAUGCUUUUGUAAAUUGAAACAACAGCAACUAGCCUAGGCAGGUAUGUUUUCUAAUAAUUAAGUACAUUUGCUCCAUUCCAUGCCUUUGUAAACUAGAAUAAUAAUUAGCCAUGUGAGUUUUCUAAUGCUUAGUUUCCUAUGCUUUUGUAAACUGAAAGCGAGUUAUAUCAGCAGCAUGAAUUAUCAACAGAGUUUGGCAGCAGCGUUUUAAACAACUUCUAGGUUGUCGUAUUAAUAUUCGACUAAAAUUUGUAUUCUUGGUAUGCAAUUGAUGUCACGGCGGCCAUAUUGAAGGAACGCUAACAAAAGAAUCUCAUUAACAGCUAUUGUAUUGGAGCGUGUUUUCCUCCAACAUGGAAGUAAAUCUCAAAAGGUUGAUUGCAAACAACUAAUUAGUUUAGAAAUUCGGUCAACUAACCACGCUGUUUCUUUUUUUUCUAGUUUCCAACAAAUGGAUCCAUUCUUACGGUCAAGAGUUUAGUCGACCUUGUGGCCUUCAAGAUGACGCUCUUCCUUGGGAAACAACAGUAUAUUAA